Molecule: messenger RNA, 1278 nt
Organism: Dermacentor albipictus
Lineage: Eukaryota; Metazoa; Arthropoda; Arachnida; Ixodida; Ixodidae
Source: RefSeq, a predicted model, not a curated record
UGUCACAAUGUUAACGCAGACUUAGUGUACCUCAAGGCGGAUGUUCGACCAUCGCAGGCCAUAAAUCAAAAGCCUUGGACAGCAUGGGCUUGCGUAAGGCACACCGGACAGGUGAUCACUGCUGGUUGCUCGUGUAUGGCUGGGAAAGCAAGGGUUUGCAGCCAUGUUGGUGCAAUACUGUGGAAAGUCGACAUGGCUGUGGCCUCGGGAAUGACCGGCACAUCAUGUACUGACCGAACAGCUCAGUGGAACAGGGGAACAAAGAGGAAUGUGGAACCUGUCCUGCUUGAAGAUAUGGACUUUAAGCUGCAAAAACGAACUGUGGACUCCGAAAACAAGGCCCCAAAACCCACACGAAAGUUUCAUCACUUCGGAAAUGAUGUAGAGCUGAUGAACCACAUUGGGAGGAAACCAUUUUCAGAUCUCUUCAACAUUCCUGGUACCUUGCUUCAUAGUACAUUGAAUGCGGCUGCUUGGGACCCACGUGCUACUGAUCUGCCAAGCCAGCCUCGCCACUCACAUGCAGACCCUUCGGAACUCCCAAAAGGCUGCGACCCUUGCAGAGUAUUUUAUCAAAAGUUUGUUAUGCUUUCGAAUGAAGGACGGGCUUCCCUUGAAUUUGCCACUAGGGAACAGGGGUGCCCGCUAUGGCGCAUGGCCAGGCGCCUUCGCAUAACUGCAUCAAAUGUGAAGCGGGUUCCUAAAAGGGAAAGCACUGAUCCCUCGAAAGCUGUUUCUGCGCUUUCAAAUUCAGGCUUUACCGGUAAUGCUGCCACAAAGCAUGGGCUGAAGUAUGAAGCCAUUGCAAGGGUAGCAUUUACGAGGAAGACUGGUUUGGCUGUAGCGCAGUCGGGUAUGGUAGUGAGCAGUACACAUCCUUGGCUGUCUGCAAGCCCUGAUGGCAUCUGUGCUGAUGAUGCUCUAGUUGAGAUCAAGUGUCCCACAGUUUCAGAUUGCACGGUAUUAAUUGAAAAGGGAAAGUAUGAUGUUAAGCUUGUGAAUGGGGAACCUUUGCUUUGUCCAGGUGGCAAAAAUGGUUACUAUGACCAAGUGCAGUUUACCAUGUUUUGCUGUGGCAAAAGCACCUGCUAUUUUUAUGUGUGGUCGGCUGAAAGUGAUGUCAUUGUAAAUGUGCCUAUUGACACACGGUACAUUGAACAGAACUUGAAGAGGCUCAAAACAUUCUACUUUUUGCAUCUCCUGCCUCACCUUGAGGACCUACAUUAUAAGAAAAAGCUGGCUAUGUGCAAAAAGUAUGACGAGAUUUGCAAUUUGUGA